GCGGCGGGUGCGCGCCCGGGGGCGGCGGGAGCAGUGCGGAUGGCCAAGGUGCUGCCGGCGACGGCGGGGCACGGGGCUGGAGGCUCCACAUCUGUUUGUUACAAGCCUACUAGCCCAGUGCAAGUACUGGAAGACACAGGCUUUCUUUACCAGGAUCACCAAUUGUUUGCUGGCAGGCAUGAAGCUUCUUCUCUAACAGCAGAAGUGAUCAGUGCCAAAGAAAAAGCUGCUGAGGAGGCCCUCUGCACCUUGCACCCAUCCAGCUUCCGCAGGGUCCCAGAGGCGGAGAUGCGAGGUGCAGAGGAGGUGGCAGCCGGCACCGUCUUGCAGCGCCUGAUCCAGGAGCGGCUGAGGUAUGGCAACCCCAGCGAGAACAUGAACCUGUUGGCCAUACAGCACCAGGCGACGGGCAGCGCCGGACCCUCCAACAGCACCGCCAGCACUCUCUCUUCCGCAGAAAACCUGGUGCCCGAAGAGCCGCCAAUGGUCCAGCCGUCGGGGCGGCAGGAACCACAGGGGCAGGAGCACCAGGGGGACGGUGCUGUGAUGGAGAAGCAGCCCCGGGCCCCACAGCCCCCACAUGGCACUGAGGAGCUGCCCACCUACGAGGAGGCCAAGGCCCAGUCUCAGUUUUUCCGAGGCCAGCCCCCGCCAGCCACCACUGCUGCACCAGGUUUCUAUGGCACAUCUGGCCAGAAGUCCAGGACGGAGGGGAGGCCGACAGUGAACCGGGCCAACAGCGGGCAGGCGCAUAAGGACGAGGCACUGAAGGAGCUGAAGCAGGGCCAUGUCCGCUCGCUAAGCGAGAGGAUCAUGCAGCUCUCACUAGAAAGGAACGGGGCCAAGCAGCACCCCCCAGCCCCAGGGGUCGGGAAGGUCUUCAAGGCAACCCCAGCAGCCAGCAAGGCUGCAGACCCGCGGGGCCCACCACCUGAGUACCCCUACAAAGGGAAGACGGCAGCCGCGGGCAGCAAGGCACAGGACCAUGGGCUCUUCUACGGCGAGCAGCCGGCACAGGAUGUCCUCAAGGCCUCCUAUGCCGCUCCACAGCCUGCGCGGGCAGAGGCGGCCCUCGUCCGCUACCAGCCACCCCCAGAGUACGGGGUCAGCAGCCGACAAUGCCAGCCGCCCUUCCCGCCACCACCAGUCCAGCAGCACAGCCCGAUGUCUUCACAGGCCACCACCGCCACUGGCCCUCUGCUCCCUGGCACCAUGUCCCCACUGCCAGCCCCUGCUGCUGCCCAGUCGCUGACACCAACGCUGCCAGGCCAGCAGCUGACACCCGAUGCGUUUGCCAUUGUGGAGCGGGCACAGCAGAUGGUGGAGAUGCUCUCUGAGGAGAACCACAUGCUGCGGCAGGAGCUGGAGGGGUAUUACGAGAAGGCAGACAAACUGCAGAAGUUUGAAAUCGAGAUUCAGAGGAUUUCAGAAGCUUAUGAAGGCUUGGUCAAGACCACCACUAAGAGGGAGUCUCUGGACAAAGCAAUGAGAAACAAACUCGAAGGAGAAAUUAGGAGACUUCAUGACUUCAACAGGGAUCUCCGUGAGCGACUGGAGACAGCCAAUAGGCAGUUAGCCAGCAGAGACUUCGACGGGCAUGAGGAGAAGUCAACAGAGGGCCUUUAUGUCACUCAGAACAAAGAGCACUUGAAGGAGAAGGAGAAGUUGGAGAUGGAGUUGGCAGCUGUGCGCUCUGCUAAUGAGGACCAGCGGAGGCACAUCGAAAUUCUAGACCAGGCCCUAAACAAUGCACAAGCCAAGGUCAUCAAACUGGAAGAGGAGCUGCGCAGGAAGCAGGCCUACGUGGAGAAGGUGGAGAAGCUGCAGCAGGCACUGACACAGCUGCAGGCAGCCUGCGAGAAGAGGGAGCAGAUGGAGCGGCGGCUGCGCACACGCCUGGAGCGGGAGCUGGACGCGCUGCGGAUGCAGCAGAGGCAGGGCAGCUACCAGGUGAGCAGCCUCCCAGAGCAUAAUGCCCCAGCCCUGAUGGAGCUUGUACGGGAGAAGGAAGAGAGGAUCCUGGCCCUGGAAGCUGACAUGACCAAGUGGGAGCAGAAGUACCUGGAGGAGAGUACAAUCAGGCACUUUGCCAUGAAUGCUGCAGCCACAGCUGCAACGGAGAGGGACACCUCAGCCCCGAGCCACUCGCGCAACGGCAGCUACGGCGAGAGCGCGCUGGACGUGCGGAGCUGGCAGGAGGAGGAGGAGAUUGUGCAAGCCAACCGCCGCUGCCAGGACAUGGAGUACACAAUAAAGAAUCUGCAUGCCAAAAUAAUUGAGAAGGAUGCCAUGAUCAAGGUCCUUCAGCAGCGGUCACGGAAGGACCCUGGGAAAGCUGACAGCGCCAGCCUGCGACCAGCUCGGUCUGUUCCCUCCAUCGCUGCUGCCACAGGCGUGCAUUCGCGCCAGACCUCGCUCACCAGCAACCAGAUAGCUGAGGAGAAGAAGGAGGAGAAGAUCUGGAAAGGAAGCAUAGGGCUGCUCUUGGGGAAGGAGCACCACGACCACCCAUCGGGCCACUCACUGCCUCCUCCGCUGCCCUCCUUGUCCUGCAUGCCUGCCCCAGGGCCGGCAGCCUCCCACGCCAAGACGGGCAGCAAAGACAGCAGCACGCAGACGGACAAAGGCGCCGAGCUCUUCUGGCCUGCCGCCGCCUCCUUCCCGGGCCGGGGGCGGCUGGGCACCACCCCGGCACACAGCCCUGCCCCGCGGCCCCCGGGCACACGAGCGGCCGGCGAGAAACUGGAGAACUCCAGCCAUGGGAAGCUGCCUGACAGCAAAGGCAGAGUGAGCAAUUUGCUUCACAAGCCUGAGUUUCCAGAUACAGACAUGAUGGAAGUCCUCAUCUGAGUAGAGGACAACAUCUCUGGGGUUUCUUGUGUGUACUACGAGAGCCAACGUGGUCCUUGGUGUGCCAACCUUAAAAAAUAACCCUGAGAGUUUGAAGAUAGAGAAAGUUUGUGCCCAAAAUGAAGCUUCAGUCUGACAUGUUGAAUCUUUGGACCAGGCAAGAAAUCAAGAGCACUAAAGAGGAGCAAAGAAAUGAACAUCUGGGGUUUUCUGAGCAGAAAUGGGCUUUGAAAAUGGAAAGUGGUGUGAGAAGGGAUGUUUGAGGGAAAAUAAAACUGCAUUUUCAGGUGUAAAGAGAAGGUAGUGAAGUUGCAGACUGAGUGCACGCUGCUGCUCUGUUUUCCUGCCUCUGCAGCUGGGGCAGGGAGCAAAAUCCCGGUUCUUCUGAGGACAGAGGGAGUUUCUGAAUAAUCCAGGAGAAACUUGCAUCUUCCUCAGUAUCACUUCAUUUCUGAGAAGUAUCCACUGCUUAAUUUUGGUGAGAAUUGGUCUGUAUGUAUAAACAGCAAGUCCUCAUAAGUAUUUGCUUGAAGUGGUGUGGUAUGGUUCUCCUGGGCAGGCAGGUCAGGUGCCUCUUUCCUGGCUGGACAAGUGUUGCUCUUGGAGCUGGCUUUACAGUACAAAUAUUCGUGUCUUGUAAUCUCAGAGCUUGCUGAGAUUCCUUUUUUUUGGUAGGAGCAGUUGUUGGCUGAAAUUCCCGUGGAGAAAGAAAGUAGAAGUGGGGGAGGAGGACCCUGUUGAAACAAAUCGUUUUGUAACUAUAGGAAGGUUUCAGGAGGAAGAGUUGGGGGAGGGUCUCAGUGGCUCCUCGAAGACCUGUGUACUGCAGACCUCAUUCACAUGGGGGUUGUGUAGGUGCUUUCUCAGAGGAGUUUAAGAUGGGUUUGUAUGUUAGGUCAGAAGAUGCCUCUUACCUUGCACUGGUUCACAGCAGUGAAACGCACAAAAUCAGUGUGUUUGUGGUAAGAACAGUAUUUUUCCUUACUCUCAAUGCCUACAACCAAAUUCUACCUUCCUUGAGCACACAGAUCUGCUGUUCAAGUUGACCUGGGGCUGAGCAUUAAGGGGUGCAGGAUCAGACUGGGAAGGGUUUAGUUGUAAAGCAGUACGUGAGCAUCAUCUGUUUUCCAUACUGCAGUUCCUUUUCACUUUGGUUUUAUCCAGUAGGGAACAUUUCUCAUUUUCAGCUUAGUUCUUGAUUUCUUUUAAGGGGUGGCAACUGUCUGUAAGACAGCCAGCCCACCAGCUGUGUUAUGUGUGGCAUACCAUUUGCUUCCUGCAUUGCACAUGCUGACAGGGAAAUUUUCCUCUGUGAGGUACUUUUGUAUUGACUUGCAGUUCCUAAACCUUGAGGUGCACCAUAAUGAUGUUGAGAACUUGGCUCUGGGACAAAGGGUGAUGGGGUUUUACGUGAAGCUGCCUAGAGUGGGAAAGUAAUGGAUGCUGGAAGUAAUUGUGUGCUCAGGGCUGCCUCUUCCUAUAGGUAUCAAAUUGGAGCUAUUGAUUGUGAAAAACCAGGCACUUUAAACUCCACUUUCACUAAAGACUCAAGUCCUUGCAAUCUCAAAGCCUUUAGAGGCCAGAGUCUUGCACUCAGUACUGCCUCACUGAUACCUUAUUAAAACAACAACAACAAAAGCAACAAAAUGGCUGUGUUCAAUCUAUGCACUUAUUUUUGUGUGUGCAAAGAAUUAGACCUACGUCAGUGUCGUCCUCUUUCUGAUUUUUGCACUUGUUAAAGUAGCGGUAGGUAGGUUGUGCAGGCAAGCACCCCUGUGUUUCGAGUAUUAGCAGCUUUGGAGUGUGAAGCCAAAUGUGUAAAACCCUUGGAAGAUGUUAAGUAGCUUAAUAUAUGCCUUGUAAAAUAAUUUAAUGAGGUUUUUUUUCUCUACAGUUAAUUUAAAUGUCGUGUUUGUAUAAAAGCUGGGCCCGUGCUUGGCUUCAGCGCCACCCCACCUCCGUGGCCCCUUCCUCAGGUGCUGGUGGUAGGAAUGGGGCAGGGGGAAGACAAAAGCAAGGGAAUACAAAUAAAACUAUGAUGAAUAUUUCAUGUAAUCUUUUUUCUCCAAGGAAUAAGGAUACCCAGGCGCAUGGAAGUCCCUAAGCAUUUUAUUACUGGCUGUGUUGUUCUGUUUGAUGAAAUUGUACAGGCAGACACCUGGGCAUCCAGAAGGAAAAGUGUUGGAUCAGUGUGCGUGAUGUGACUUUCAGUUGUGUUUGGUAGUGGUUCAGCUAAGCUUCAUCAAGUCAGCUAGAGUAAAGGACUCCUCGUUCUCAUGGAGAUCAUAGUCCAUCCAAUUUCUUGCAUCCAAAGGUAUGUUUGCAACUGAUGCUGCCCCAGAUAGAGGGCACAUAGAGGAAACUAUUUGUUAGAAACUGUGAUGUGGGCAGCUCUUGUUGCGAGCAACAAUUUGAAUAAACCCAAAGGUUCAUUCUCCUCAACUGUGAUGAGCUCAAGGGAUGUUAGUUUUCCUGGAGGGAAGAUCUGGAGGACCAUAGAGUCACCCUCCAGCCUGAGCGCUAGCAAGACUUGUAUGGAGUACUACUGCCGUAUAUCAGCCCCUCUCAACAGAGCGGAGCAGCUCCAUUUGUGCUGAUUUUCACAGCUCUUGGAACUUUGUUGUGUUUUGGGAAAUUGUGCUGUAGCCAUUCCAGGUGGAGUCGGUAGCUAGUUGUAAAAUAUUGUCUUUUGUUAUUGUCCUUGGUUGUAUAGAGAAGUUGGUGUACAGUGGUGUACAGCUGGAGGGUUAUUUGUACAUAGGGAAGAAUGGAGGACGUUAUGUGUCACCCACAGCAAAUAGUGGUAUUGUUGGUCAGCCAAAGAUUUCCUUUUCUUUGCUGUUUAAACUUGUGCCUUAAUAUUGUAUAUAAUAAAUGUAUAAACAUGUUUAUUUUC
Molecule: messenger RNA, 5746 nt
Organism: Pogoniulus pusillus (Red-fronted tinkerbird)
Lineage: Eukaryota; Metazoa; Chordata; Aves; Piciformes; Lybiidae
Gene: AMOTL1
Product: angiomotin like 1
Exons: 13
Coding region: 40-2850 (936 amino acids)
Biological process (GO): establishment of cell polarity involved in ameboidal cell migration; hippo signaling; regulation of cell migration
Cellular component (GO): bicellular tight junction; cytoplasmic vesicle; plasma membrane
Source: RefSeq, a predicted model, not a curated record